CCGCCCAAGAAGCAACAAAAGAAUAUAAACAAGAAGAUCAACUGUCUCUCUGCCUGGUUUGUAUUCCAAGAAAUGGAGAAAGUCCAAAAGCUCUUCUGUGUGGCUCUAUUGCUUGCAGUACUAGCCAUAGCAAGCAAUAUUGCGAAUGCCCAGAGUACCAUAUGCAAAAUGCCUGUUGCUGGCCUAAUGUCAUGCAAGCCUGCUGUAACUCCUCCUAACCCUACCGCACCCUCGGCAGACUGCUGCUCGGCACUUUCGCAUGCUGACAUAAACUGCCUUUGCUCCUACAAAAAUUCCAACCUGCUCCCUUCCCUUGGAAUCGACCCAAAACUUGCCAUGCAGCUCCCUGGCAAGUGCAAGCUUCCUCACCCUGCUAAUUGCUAGACUACCGAUCGUAAUCGAUCCAAGGGUUUUCCUCUACAUAUAUGUAUCAUGUCAUAAACGUCUGCCAAAAGAAGAGAUCAUAAAUCAAGGAAGAGUACAAUAAAUCAGCUAACCUUCUAUGCUCCUCUUGAUCAGCGCUUUAGAAGUUGGCAAAGUACCAGCUAAUUAUCCUCCUGAUUGUGAUUUGAUGUAAUUCCUUGUUGCGAGUUCUUGUUUGUUAGUUGAUGAGUCUGUAUUAAGCUUAAGUUAAUCCAAUGUUAUCGUGAAAAUUUGUGUCA
Populus nigra (black poplar) is the source of this 662-nucleotide messenger RNA. Its product is annotated as putative lipid-transfer protein DIR1. Gene Ontology annotation, molecular function: fatty acid binding. The transcript has a single exon. Gene Ontology annotation, biological process: systemic acquired resistance. The record is from RefSeq and is a predicted model, not a curated record. Lineage: Eukaryota; Viridiplantae; Streptophyta; Magnoliopsida; Malpighiales; Salicaceae. The coding region runs from base 73 to 384 and encodes 103 amino acids.